GAUGUGACCCGCAAACCCGGAAGUAUCCGGCGUAUGGGUUAGAAUAAGCUUAUUUCGGCUGCUGAACACUGGAGUGUAUAGUAUUUAUGAUGAAAUGUAUAGAAUGCGGAGUCAUUUUCCUUUCCUUUAUGUCUUAUCGCCGUAUAACGCAUGUAAAGCGCGAGCACAAGAGUACAGUAGCUUGACAGGAGUACAGAGGGGCGGGGCUACGGUGCGCAGGCGCAGCUCAGGCCGGUUCAGUUGUGUUGUGCUCAAUGAGGCGGUUGUAGCGGCGCCAGAGAGCUGAGGAAGAGUCAGAUACUGAUUAUGUCUCGGAAAAUGAGCAGAAAAGUAAAUAUCUCCAGCUCCCUGGAGUCUGAGGACAUCAGCCUGGAAACGACGGUGCCCACAGAUGACAUUUCCUCAUCCGAGGAGCGCAACGGUUCUCCUAAAAUCACUCGACAGCUGAUUGAAAGGAAGGAGCUUCUUCACAAUCUUCAGCUUUUGAAGAUCGAGCUGUCCCAAAAGAACCUGAUGAUUGACAACCUGAAAGGAGAAUACCUGACCAAGAUUGAGGAGCUUGAAGAGAAACUGAACGACACCGUUCAUCAGAAGCAGUUGCUGGCUUUAAGACUUGAAACACAAACCAAAAUCCAACAGGAAGAUACGAGAAAACAUCAAGAACAAAUGAAGAAAGAAAUGGAAACAAUACUGUCCAGGCUCAAACAAUCAGAAGAAACAAAUCGUCAGCUGCGAGAGCGUGCAGGGAGCAUACGGCGUAGCUUACGUGACCUGCAGUUAACGAAGGAAACCUAUGACAAUCUGCGUGGCCUUCCUGAGGACCAGCUCUCGAUUCCUGAAUAUGUAUCCGUCCGUUUCUUUGAAGAGGUCCAACCACUGAAAACUAAAAUAAGUGAUCUUCAAAUGAAGAAUGACCAGCAGUCUGAGGAGAUGAACGGAUACAAGCAGCAGCUUAAGGGUCUGCUCGAGAGUUAUGAAGAGGAGAGGAGAUGCCGCUCUGAACUGGAUACCAGAUGCCAGCGGCUGACCCUGCAGCUGGCUGACACCAAACAGCUCAUUCACCAGGGGGACUUUAAGAUAGAAAAUUAUGACAAAGUGAAAAGUGAACGUGACAUGUUUGAACGGGAAUUAUUAGAACUCAGGAGACGUUGUGAAAUCCUGGACGCUACAAAUAAGACACAAUUAAAGGAAAGAAAUGAUUUAGCCCUGGAUGUCAGCACAUUGCGACAAUCUGUAUCCCUGCUGCAAAAAGAUAAAGAAUUUCUGAACCGACAGAACAUGGAACUGAAUGUCCGCUGUGCCCAUGAAGAGGACCGCUUGGAGAGACUUCAAAGCCAGCUGGAAGAUGCCAAAAAAGCAAGAGAAGAACUGUAUGAGAAAUAUGUUGCUUCUAGAGACCAUUAUAAAACAGAAUAUGAAAAUAAACUACGCGAUGAAUUGGAACAAAUUAGACUGAAGACAAAUCAAGAAAUUGAACAAUUACGUGGAGCAUCAAAGGAGAUGUACGAGCGAGAAAACAGGAAUUUAAGGGAAGCAAAGGACAAUGCGGUUUCUGAAAAAGAUCGAGCAGUUGCAGCCGAAAGAGAGGCUCUGGCGAAAUAUGACCAGAUCCUAGAACAGUAUAGACAGUUACAACUGGGUACCGAGGGCAAAAUGUCUGAGCUUCUCCAUCAGGCCAAGAUUAAAUCAUUUGAGGCUGAACGUGCCCACAUGGUAUUGGAGGAGACCACAGACAACCUACAGAAAUGCCAACUAGAGUGUGAGAAGUAUCAGAAAAAGCUAGAGGUUUUAACAAAAGAAUUUUACGCUCUCCAAGCCUCCACAGAAAAGCGAGUUACAGAGUUACAGGCUCAGAAUUCUGAACUACGAGUUAGGCUAGAGACAUAUGAAAAGCUGGAGCAGGAAUUGGAUGAGGUCAUAAUUCAGACUGCGCAAAUGGAAGAUGAAGCUGAAGCCGAAAGAGUUUUGUUUUCUUAUGGAUAUGGAGCCAACGUCCCUACUACAGCUAAACGGAGGCUAAAGCAAAGUGUGCACCUGGCAAGAAGACUUCUUCAGCUAGAGCGACAAAAUUCCUCUCUGAUUAAGGAUUUAGAGCGCCAGAAGGAGCAGACUGGAAAAUUGUCACUGGAAUUGGAUAGAACAAACUCCCUCCUAAGUCAAGUUCACCAGCCGUACCAAUACCUCAUCGAAUCUGUGCGUCAACGAGAUACCCAAAUAGAUUCUCUUAAGGACCAGAUGUCAAAGCUUGAGAAAGAUGUCAGUAAGUUAAAUAAAGAGAAGUCUUCUCUACUCCGUGUCAAAAACCAAAUGGCAGCAGAUUUGGAGAAGCUUCUAAAUCAGCGAGAGGAGUUGGCUGAAAUGAAGCAAGUCUUACUUGGUCUUAAGAAUAAGAGACCAGUGGAAGAUUUCCUUCGCUCUAAAGAACAUGUGAGGAAUCGUGCAACUAAAGGGAAAUCUUCAUCAGCAGAACCUGCAUUUCAGGCCCGCCAGGACGAGAACAUAUUUAUACCUCAACCAACUGUGUUUACAAAGAAAGAAGCUCCAGAAUGGUACAAACGAUGAGGAAGACGACACAGAAGCCUUUUAUUUCUAUUUUAUUUAAUCAUGUGAUGUGUUAUUUUUUUACUACUUUUUAUUUAAAACUUUUAAGAACGCGUGUAAUAAAU
Bufo bufo (common toad) is the source of this 2666-nucleotide messenger RNA. RefSeq names its product progesterone immunomodulatory binding factor 1 (gene PIBF1). The record is from RefSeq and is a predicted model, not a curated record. Gene Ontology annotation, biological process: cilium assembly. NCBI's taxonomy places the organism in Eukaryota, Metazoa, Chordata, Amphibia, Anura, Bufonidae. Gene Ontology annotation, cellular component: centriolar satellite.